This is a messenger RNA of Penicillium cosmopolitanum, 249 nucleotides long. RefSeq lists its product as uncharacterized. The transcript has a single exon. Bases 1 to 249 code for a protein of 82 amino acids. The record is from RefSeq and is a predicted model, not a curated record. NCBI's taxonomy places the organism in Eukaryota, Fungi, Ascomycota, Eurotiomycetes, Eurotiales, Aspergillaceae.
AUGCGUCUCGUGCGCCCCGUCAUUCUGCCUGCCAUGCUGGGAGUCGGAGCCGGCCUGGUCGCUUGCCUGGUCGGUUUCUGCGUCGGCCACAUCAUUAUGUCCGUCUCUGUUCGCCUGGGCCUUUGCAAGAAGCGUUCCAAUCGCCAAUCAUCCUCCCGCUCCAUCCCAGCCUGCCUUGAGGAGGGCAUUCUUUCCGAGAAGGCCCAGCUCAUGGUUCCAGAGAUUCAUAUUACACAACCCGGUGUAUAG